Messenger RNA from Galleria mellonella (greater wax moth), 3341 nucleotides. RefSeq names its product zinc finger protein 57-like. The record is from RefSeq and is a predicted model, not a curated record. Gene Ontology annotation, cellular component: nucleus. The transcript has 8 exons. NCBI's taxonomy places the organism in Eukaryota, Metazoa, Arthropoda, Insecta, Lepidoptera, Pyralidae. Gene Ontology annotation, biological process: regulation of transcription by RNA polymerase II. Gene Ontology annotation, molecular function: DNA-binding transcription factor activity, RNA polymerase II-specific; RNA polymerase II transcription regulatory region sequence-specific DNA binding. Bases 402 to 2087 code for a protein of 561 amino acids.
AUGUCUGUCAUUCUGGCAUAUGUCAACCAUGUUCAAGUCGCUUUUAUUUACUCUUGGUUUAUUUUAUUGUUUUAUUAUUGUACAAUAAAAAAGGAGGCUCUAUCCUACUUGGAUACGAAAAACGGGGUGUGUAUGCAUUUCCACGAGACCCGAAAAUAAAGACUGGCAGCACGCUCUCAUUACUUAAAUUUUUGCAUUGUAGUAUGCUAGGUUAUGUAUCAACCACUUCGUAGAAUCUGAUUACAUGACUGAAUUGGCUAACACUGGCACAAAAUCACCAUGAAAACGACAUUUAUUUAUAUUUAAAAAUUUUACAUUAUAUUUACACAAUUUUUUUAAGUUACAGGAUAUUUUAAGUUAUACAAAAAUCUUAAAAGGAUCCUGCAACUCUAUCCACGAAUAUGGACUUAAAAUUGGUUGUGAAACAUUUAGUGAAUGGUAAUUUAGCUGAAAGCUUAUGUUGUAUUUGUCUCCAACUUUUAAAUGGCAAAAGUGAGAAUAUUUUUACAAAAAUAUGUAAACAAAAUAAGGAAUACUGUAUAGCUGAUGUUCUUGAAGAAGUUUGUAAUAUUAAGUUUACAGAAUCAGAUCAGUACAAUGUAUGUUUGAAAUGUUUUGCUGCAGCGUCAACUGCCUACAGAUUCUAUUUACUGGCAAAGCAUAAUUAUGAGACUUUAAACCUUUAUGUUAAUGAACUGGAAAACAAUCUAGAAUCAAUAUCACUACCAGAUGGAGCUAUAGCAAAUAAAACUGACAGUAUUUGUAUAUCUUUACCUAUAUUAAAAUCACAGACUCCAAUAUUUGACUAUAGCAUAGAUAAUAUCAUUACACAGAAGUAUUGUGAUAAUACAAAGCGAAAAGACGUCGAAAUAAAAGUGGAAAAUGACAUUAAAACAGAAAAGCCAGAGAAAGAUGAUGAAUUUAAUUAUAAGAAAGAAGAGAGUAAAGUUAAUGAGAGAGUGAAAGAAUCAGAUGAUGAAGAAAUUGUUAUUGUUAUGAGUGAAGAUGGCAAGCAGACAUGUUACAUGCCUCAAAAGGAUGGCUCUCUACUUUUGAUCACACCUAAUAAAUUUGAAAAGGAAAUCAACAGUUACAAUGGGGAGAAGAAGCAGAGAAGAAAACGGGAGCCAAUGACAUAUAAAAAAUGUAGUCAAUGCCCAAUCAAGUACAGGUUCAUAGCAAAAUUAAAGGAGCACAUGAAAGCUGACCAUAAUAUUAGUUUAUUUGUUUGUAAGAUAUGCCAAGCCUUAAUGGAAAAUGAGGAGGAGUUUGCUCUCCAUUUGAAGACACAUACAAACAUAUACCAAUGUGAAACAUGUAACAUUGUGUUCAAGAAGCGUGAUACAAUAAUAUCCCAUUUGAAGUGGCAUGAGGAAAUGAAAAAUAUGAGUACAGUCGACGGCGCAAAUGUAUGUAAAGUGUGCGGAGACAUCCUGAAGGAUGAGGAAGACUUAAAAGAUCACUGUGAGAGGGAACACAACAAGAAGUAUACAUGCUAUUAUUGUGGCCGAAUGUACAAAGGUGAAACGGGUUUAAAUAUGCAUAUAAAGAAACACGAGAUGUACAUGAAAAUACGGGAUAUGAAAUGUAAACACAACGACAAACGGAUAUCAGCCGAAGGCAGGAAACAGGUGAAGGUAGAAAAGACCCCAGUGGACACGAAGUUCACGUGUGAGACGUGCGGCCGGAACUUCCUCGGGGAGCGCGCGUUGCUAUGGCACAAUCGGCUGCACACGAACGAGAGGCCGUUCAAAUGCGACGUUUGCGGGCGCGGCUUCGUUUCGCUGAACCGGCGUAACCAGCACGCGGUGUGCGCCCACACUGUGCCCACCCGCCGCUGCCCGCUGUGCCCAGCUCUCUUCCACCUCCGCUCCAUGGUCAACACGCAUAUAAAGAAGGUACAUUUAAAGACUCACAAGCGUAGAAAUAGGACGAACAGACACAAAGAGGUGUUCUGGCACACUGAGCCCGUCCCCAUACAGGAGCUGAGCGUGUCCAUCCAGAACGAGAUAUUGGAGUUGCAAGCGGCAAAGGACGACACAGUUCCGAUACAAUAUGUACUGGCUGAGUUCCAUGGCGAGGAAUGAUGUAUGGAAGAUCUAGACUAGUGGCAAACGAUUCUAGCUCUGUUUUUUGUUUUUCUAUUUAUUUCCUCAUCACGUUGCACCGUUAAUUAUAUUUUGUGUUAUUCCUGUUUACUGUUGAUUGGUAGAUACCGCCAUAUGGUGUUGAGUUCGCCAUUUACACUAUCUAUGCGUAUUAAAGUUUAAUAAAUAAAUAAAUAAAUUUACAAUCAGGAAUGUGUAAUGUAUAACUCUAUUUGAAUACCAUGCUCAACGACCUCAAUGGUAUUUUUAUUUAUUUAUUUAUUUAUUCAUUAGUACAAAUAUGUGUACAUGGCGGAGUUAACGCUAAAAGCAUUCUCUCCCAGUCAACCAUAGGGAAGUGUCAGAAUACUCGAAUGCGGUACUAGUAAUUAUUGAUAUACAUACAUACUAAAAUUACAUAUAUAAACGAAUAAAUAUAUAUAAAAAACAAAUAUACUUACACAUAUAUGACAUAUACUAUAUUAUACAUGAAAUUGAGAAUAAUCUCAACAGGUAGGUCUUAAGACGAACAUGAACGAGACUAAAACCAUGUCUAACGUCCAUAUCACACCUAUACCGGUUACGAUUGAGAACACUACGCUCUAAGUUGUCGAUCAGUAUGUAUACUUGGAAAAAGUUGUCCGAAUGGGUAAGGCCAACUUCGACCGAGAGGUCAACCGACGAAUCCACCUCGGCUGGACAGCGUUCGGACGAUUACGCCAAAUCUUUGCAUCCAAAAUACCUUAGAGUUUGAAGACGAAGGUCUUUCAUGCAAUUUAAGGCAAUGCUCGGAGCCUCUUUGCGUGAUAAGAUCUGAAAUGAGGAUAUUCGCAAAAUAUCUAAAAUAACCGACGUAGCCCGAAGGAUAAGCAAGCUGAAGUGGCAAUGGACUGGUCACAUAGUUCGAAAAAUCGACAACCGAUGGGGAAGAAAGGUUAUUUACGAUUUUAUUAUAUGUAUUGAUUUUUUAAACAUUUUACUUGUAAACGUAUAAUAAAAAUGAAACCAUGAAACUAUUGCGAUCUAAUUUACUGUUUUUAUUUUAUGACUGCCAUAUUGUUUGUGUGACGUCAUAUUGUCUAUGAUGCUAUAAUGACAUACUAUUGCGAGCGAAUAGUGAAAAUUAAAUAAUGAACAUUAAAGUCUUUUUGUUGGCCAAUAACUAUAGAAAUUGUUGCGUUUGCCACUUGUCUAUUAUAUAUUGCAGUGAAUAUAACCAAUUAUGUAUUAUAAUUCAGUCAAAUAUUAUGAAUA